GGGCAAAAAAAAACGUUAAGUGUGUUUAAACCCCUCCCAAAAAAUCGUGAUUGGUGAUUUGCGGGACGUAGUAUGCCGAGCUCGGGAUUGAUGCAAUUAAGCAACGGGAGCAGUUCUAGCAGUUCGAACAGCAGCAAUAAUAGCACUAGCGGCAUAAUUGUCAUCAACGGAGGUGCUAACAGAAUGGACGGAACUCUGAGUCAGAGUAUGGAUUCGGUCAACACGGUCGCCGCUGAAGAAGAGGUGAGGACUUUGUUUGUUAGCGGCCUGCCGAUGGACGCCAAACCGCGCGAACUGUACCUGCUCUUCCGCGCUUACGACGGCUACGAAAACUCACAGUUGAAAGUGACGAGCAAAAACGGGAAAACAACUUCGCCGGUGGGAUUUGUGACGUUCGCGACGCGAGCAAGCGCCGAAGGAGCCAAGCAAGACUUGCAGGGCGUGCGGUUCGAUCCGGACAUCCCGCAGACGAUCCGGCUGGAAUUUGCCAAGAGCAACACGAAGGUCAGCAAACCCAAACAGCAGAACAGUUCGCCCCCUGCAGCCGCCCCUCACCCCACGUUGCUGCACCCUCUCACCGGCCAGGAUUUGAGCCCCGCCUUCUUCCCGACGGCCUCGGACAUGUGGACGACCCACCCGGCGUUGGCGUAUUCGGCGGCGGCGGCAGCUGCGGCAGCCGCAGCGGCCGAACUUCAGGGCCAGGGACCGGGAGCAGCGGCGGCGCUCCAGCACGCCCACGCUCACCAUGCGGCCGCAUUGGCCGUCCAUCCGGCCCUCCACCCGCAGCUACCCGGAUCGAUGCAGAUGAGUCACAGUGGUCAUUUGACGCAAUUGAUGGGCUCUACGCCGCAUCACCACCAUCAUCAUCACCACAUGGCAGCUGCCGCUGCGGCCGCCGCCGGUGGUUCCCCGGUCGCUGCUCCUGGUGCCGGGGCCGGUGCUUCGACUCCUUCGGCCAUGGGAGGCGGAGCCAAUGCUCCUUGCUCGACUCUUUUCGUCGCCAAUCUCGGCCAGUUUGUCUCUGAACAAGAACUUAAAGAACUUUUCGGCAGUUUUCCUGGAUAUUGUCGCCUGCGCAUGCACAACAAAGGUGGUGCUCCUGUAGCCUUCGUCGAGUACGCUGACGUUCGCUGCGCGGCCCAGGCUCUGAUCUCGUUGCAGGGCACUUACCUGCUCUCGUCUGACCGCGGCGGCGUCCGCAUCGAGUACGCCCGCAACAAGAUGGCCGAGACGGGCGGUGGGAGCGGCAGCAACAACGGCGGAAGCCCCACGUCCGGCGGAUCUUCCUCGUCGUCGCUGUUGUCGAUGGCCAACGGCCAGCAGCAACAGGAGCAAAAGUACAACGUGCAUCACCAUCAUCAGCACGCGCAGGCCGAGGUGGAGGCGGCCAAGAUGUCGAGCAAUCAGGCCAGCAUGGCCAUGGCCGCGGCCGCCGCCAAUUCGGCUCUGUCGCAGGCCGUCCAAGGUGCCCCGCUUCACGCUCUCGGUCUCUACGGACAUCACAUCUGGCUAGGAAUGCAAGAUUAACAUCCCGAAGGGGUUUUCCGAGUCGCUGCGCUCACGAGCGCAAUUCAAAACAGCCCACGUUCUGCGCACACACAACUAUAGUGAAAUUGACUACCAAUUACCACCACCGACUGCUGAGCUAUUUUUUUUUUUUUUUUUGCUGCCCCUAAUUGCAACACACACUAUAUUUACCUACCCCUCCUAACGUCCAUGAUAGUUUUGUAAAUGUUUACCGAAAUGAACUAACCCAAGAAAAAAAAAAAAAAGAUACCCCUCCCGUAUGCUGCCGCGACCUGGUUGCGCAACCUGAUGAUGCUGACGACGCAAUGUGGUGGUUAAACAU
Daphnia carinata is the source of this 1849-nucleotide messenger RNA. RefSeq lists its product as uncharacterized. The record is from RefSeq and is a predicted model, not a curated record. The coding region runs from base 73 to 1527 and encodes 484 amino acids. Lineage: Eukaryota; Metazoa; Arthropoda; Branchiopoda; Diplostraca; Daphniidae. Gene Ontology annotation, molecular function: mRNA binding. The transcript is spliced from 8 exons.